Messenger RNA from Gordionus sp. m RMFG-2023, 1497 nucleotides. RefSeq lists its product as uncharacterized. The record is from RefSeq and is a predicted model, not a curated record. The transcript has 3 exons. The coding region runs from base 136 to 1497 and encodes 453 amino acids. NCBI's taxonomy places the organism in Eukaryota, Metazoa, Nematomorpha, Gordioida, Chordodea, Parachordodidae.
UGUUUUUUUAUUUAUUCUCUUACAAUAAAAACUCUAAAUUUAUAAACAAAAAAAAUAAAACAAUAAAACGACUCCAUUAGCAUCCUUCCAUAUUCCUUAACUGGCUUACCUAAAAAUUUACUAUCCUUAUUAAUUAUGGAUAUUGAAAAAUUAAUUAAUAAAUUAUCUAGAUGUCCAACAGAGGAUAAUGCCAAUGCUAUAUUGACUAAAAUUUCGGCUUACGGAGAGUCUUUACCCCAUCGUUUCCCUCAAUUUACUGGCACACAAGAUACAACAGCUGAAGAGAUCUUAAGAUUGACACAAGCUCAGGUACUUACGCGGUAUAAUCCAUUAAAGGUUGAUUCAGAUGGUAAUUGUGCAUAUAGAGCUGUAUCUUUGGGUCUUUUUGGAGAUGAAAAGUAUCAUCUAUACAUCAGACUUGUGGCCGGAAUAGAAAUGAUUCUUUUUAGACAUAUAUACGACACCAAAGAUCCCAUGUAUGAAAUCAUUAUUAGUAAUUAUAUUAUAAUAAGUAGUUAUGACAAUUUAUUAAGUGAUAUUUUAAGAAUAGGAGGUUGGGCCGAGACAAUGCAUUUAUACGCUAUAAGUGCUGCCAUUAAUUUACCAAUUUCUACUUUUUAUCCUCCUGUUAAUGGCAAUCUUUUAAUGGAAAACCCCUAUACAAUGAAAAUAUAUGGACGGGGUGUUAGAAAACAAACCCCGUCUAAAUUAGUACUAAUGUGGUCCAGUUGUUCUGAAAUUUAUAACUUAAAUGAUAUAUUUAACCAUUUUGCUUUGUUAAAACCCAUUUUAUCGGCCCAACCACCUUUUGAAGAUGUAAAGAUUAAGAAAGAUAAUAUUUUUAAUGAUAAAAACAAUAAUUCCUUUAUUAUAGAUGAGUCUACACAAGAUAUAUCUUAUGAAAUAAUAGAGAAUAAUUUCGUCGAUUUUGAUUUAUCUUUACCUAUUAAUAAUAUAAAAAAUCUAUCUUUUAAUAAUUCUUCUGAUUUAAGUGUUAAUGAUAAUUAUAAUUUAGGCGAUUUAGAUUCAACUUUAUCUUUACCUCAUAAUGAUAUAAAAAAUGAUACUUUUGUUGUUAAUGAAAAUAAUAACGAUAUGUCUUGUGUAGAUUCUGAUUCAGAUAUAACAUUAUCUAUACCAUUUAAUAAUAUAAAUACAAUUUCUUAUGCAGAUGAGUUUAAUCAAGAUUUAUCUUAUGACAAUAUAAGUGACAACUUUUUUAAAAAUAAAAUAUUAAAUAAUUACGAUCCAUCUGCGGAAAAAUUUUCAAUUAAUAAAAUUUUAAAUUUAAACAAUAAUGAAAUUAUAAUUAAUAAUCAAAAUUACGGUAAAUUUUUAAAUGUAUUAGAUGCUAUAAAUAUUUUAAAAAAUCCAAAAGAUAUUUUAUCAAACAUACCUGGAGGUUGUAAAAAUAAUAAAUUUUAUUUAAUUAAUAAAAAUAAUAAUAACUCUACUAAAUCUCUUUAUUUUGAUGAUUGUGGGCCUUGGACUGGUUAA